AUGUGGCCUAUGGCAUUGUUUAUAAGGCAUUUUUCACAUAUUUGGGGUACUAUUUCUGCUGUUAAAAGAGCCAAGCAUGCCCAAGAGGAUAAUCCGUUGCGGCGUCGCUAUACUCACGACUCCCACCGUAACACGCACCGCCAAAAAAUGCAGAAGAGUUUCACUCUCGUACAUACAGUAGCAACCGCAGGCGUCUUCUCGGCUGUCUCCUUCUGGUAUGGAUUCAUGUUCGGUAGAGAGUCUGCACGCAAGGAGCUCGGUGAUUUAAUCGAGAGCCUCCGCCGUACCAAUUCUGAUCCUGCUUCGUCAUCUCCUCCGCCACAACAUUCCUAA
Molecule: messenger RNA, 333 nt
Organism: Fraxinus pennsylvanica
Lineage: Eukaryota; Viridiplantae; Streptophyta; Magnoliopsida; Lamiales; Oleaceae
Source: the annotation of a GenBank genome assembly